UGAAAUGUUUAGACGAUUGUUACCGACAUUUUGAAUAGCAAGUGAUUUAUUAACAGAUAGUUUUCCCUUUUUUUGAGUUAAUACCUACUCCAUCAUAGUUGCUCCCCCGCGUUGGCGACAACUUUUGGUGCCUAAGGAGCUUCGCCAGCUUCCCCGCUUCCUAUAGUAGCAUGGCGAUGAAAUACUUCAAAGUCAUCAAGGAGAGAGUCCCUUUCACCAAGCACGCGACGAAACCACACAAUCCAAUUUUAACCGACGAAGAAGAAGCGUUUCUUAGCCAAGUUGCUAACUCCCCCGAGAAAACCAGGGUGGAUCAUGGUGGCGACGCGCAGGUCGCGUUGAUGAAUGGUGCGCAGAAUAUACCCUUACCGGCGUCUCCGCAGGAAGAGGACGACUUGGACAGAGAGUUUGCGUUCGAAGGGAGUAGGGCGAGAACUUCUGAAGAGGUAAAAGGGGAAGAAAAGUCAGUGGCGUCGCCAAAGAAAUGGAGACGUUGGAGUUGGAUGCCGGGUAAGGAAGUGCAUGAUAAGACGGAAAAAGAUAAGGCUGGAGAGGAGCCCCCUGUAGCCGCAGACGACGAGGUUAAGAAAGAAGAGCAAGAUAUUUCCGAAGUUCUGGAAAAGCUGAAUCUCGCUGCGAUAAACAACCGAGUGUUUUCGAUCAGCGACGAAACUCAAGAGCUGUUGGAAAAAUUCAAGCUUGUGUUCAGGGACCUGGUAAACGGCGUCCCGACCGCGUAUAGGGAUCUGGAGAGUCUCCUUACGAAUGGGGACAAACAACUGCAAAGCACGUUUGACCAGCUUCCCGACUUUUUGAAGAAGUUGAUCGAACAGCUACCGGAUAAAGUGACAGGAAAGUUUGCACCGGAGAUAUUAGCUGCUGCGGCAGAACGCGCUGCGCAGCAUGGGGUCAACGUAGAAAAUGCGGGCAAGGCUGCUGGUGCGGCGAAGAAGAUGGGGUUCAAGGUGCCCAGCCUCAAGGAGCUUGUGGGAAAGCCGGCUGCGGUUGCGGGAAUGUUGCGGUCUAUUAUGACAUUUUUGAGGGCGCGAUUCCCGGCGCUUAUGGGCAUGAAUGUCCUGUGGUCAUUGGCAUUGAUGGUUCUCCUUUUUGUCCUAUGGUACUGUCACAAAAGAGGCCGCGAGGAGCGUCUCGAAAAGGAGCGCAUUUCUCGAGAAACAUCUGCCUCCAACCUUGACAACACAGUUGGGCCGGCAGAGAACCUCAUCAUCACUUCUGCAGAGAACGCACCAAUGGAAGCCGCUGAAACAGAAGGUGAAGGCGCCCAACAAGCACAGCGGGCCCCGGUAUCGUCAGGAGAAGGCAGAGGGCCGGUCGCCUCGCUCCCUGCAUUUACCAAGAAAACACGUCGCAAGACAGUUGAACCGUAUGAGGGGACGUAAAGCCCGAAUCCUUCUGAUCUCGGCUUGAGGAGACGGAUGUCCACGUCAAGUCGAAGCUAGUUUUGUUACAAUAAUAGCUAGGGAGGUUGGGAUCCAUGGACGCAGGUGCGGGCCCGCUGGGGACAAAGCGGUCAGAAAGGAAUUUGUCCUCGAAAUUUCUUCGACGUCUGGAAGGAAAAGUUACGUUGUGGUAUUUUCGACAAUUUUGUUACUUUAUUUUAUUUUUUUCUCAUUAUAUUUUUGGCUAUGAUACCAUA
Coccidioides immitis RS is the source of this 1657-nucleotide messenger RNA. RefSeq lists its product as uncharacterized. The transcript is spliced from 3 exons. Bases 171 to 1400 code for a protein of 409 amino acids. The record is from RefSeq and is a predicted model, not a curated record. Lineage: Eukaryota; Fungi; Ascomycota; Eurotiomycetes; Onygenales; Onygenaceae.